UCAAGGUGUCGUAGAGGUGUUCUCCACAGGAUGCCAUGCCUUCUCCUAUUCCGGUGACCCGACUGCUGCCUAAAGACCUCUGUCCCUCUCUGGACACAGGGACCUGCAGUAGCCCGCUGACUAAGCAUUCAUACGGCUCUACCUUACAAGUCCCCGCUCAGCGGCUCCGUGGCAAAGUCGCCGUUCGCCUGUGGUCCUCGGUUAUCCACUGGAAGCAUCUGUGCUCUGUCCAGCCUGUGGGCUCGGGAGGCUUUGGUUCAGUCUACAAGGCGGAGUACUUUGGGGAGACCGUAGCUCUGAAGAAGGUCAAGAAGUGCACUAAGAAUAAACUGGCAUCCCAGCAGAGCUUCUGGGCCGAGCUGAAUUCAGCGCACCUCCGUCACAAAAAUAUAGUGCGCGUCAUAGCCGCCACCACCUGCGUGCCAGCAGAUUUUGGAGAUGAAGGCAGCAUCGGGACAAUACUGAUGGAGUUUGUGGGAAGAAGAAAUCUGCAGCAGAUCAUUUAUGGAGGAGCGGAAGCGCUGGGAGAGGACAGGUGGGUCAGGUACUCCUCGGACAUUGUACACGGCUUGAGGUUUCUGCACUCCCACAGCGUUGUGCAUCUGGACAUAAAACCAGCUAACGUCUUGGUGACCAGUGAAGACGUCUGCAAAAUUGCGGACUUCGGCUGUUCCCUCAAAUUGGACCCUGGCUAUGAGGUAAGCGCCAUCAGGCACCAGCCGCUCGUGGGCGGCACGUACACCCACAGAGCCCCGGAGCUGCUCAAAGGCGAGGGGGUGUCUCCUAAAGCGGAUAUAUUUUCUUUCGGAAUCACUCUGUGGCAGCUGCUCACCAGAGAGCCGCCCUACACCGGCGACAGGGAGCACGUCCUCUAUGCUGUGGUGGCAUACAAUCUGCGGCCUUCUGUUCAGGACCAUCCGGUGUUCCGGUCGGAGUCCGGGAGACAGUUUAGGGGUCUCCUGAGCCAGUGCUGGAGCGGAGAGCCCCACUGCAGACCUAGUGCCCAGGAGCUCUUGUCUUACCUGGAGCAGCUGCGAUCGAAGAUCUGAUUUGAUUUUAUAAGCUCGUGCACAGGUGUACUGACAGUCUGAGUUUUAGGAAUAUCUUAUAUGUUCUCUUCUGCAGUGGCAGUUUUACGGAACCAAGUACUGGAUUUGAUCACCUUCGUACCCAGUGUCAGUUCAAAAAUAAGUAAACCAUCAAGUGCCUUUCUUCAUAACGAUAUUUAUGUUUCUGGACUUCUGUGUAGAGCGGCUGUAUUCUGUUCCUAUUGUUCAGGUCAUCUGAGAUGAUGCAAACGUCUGUAGCGAAAUGUCAAUUUUUACAUACAGUACGAAAAACGAUUACAAAGUAAUUAGAUUGUUGCAUUAAAACCAAAUGUAUUCUUCCUUUUAGUUGUGACCUUUUCUAUUGCAGAGUAAUUGUAUAUUUCUGCCUGAUGGGCAGAUCAGUCCUGUAGGAUCAAGAACAAAAGCUGGUUUUGAUGGAUGUGUAAGUUAUCUCACUAGAAGUUCCUGUCGGGAGGCAGAGCACCCAUGCUGUUAGCAACAGUCCACUGUGAGAGUUCUGACAUUAUUUUAAAAUGUUUCUUAAAUGUUUUGCAAAUCUGUUUUGUGUACUACAUCAAUACUGUAAUAUGUUUAAGUGUG
This is a messenger RNA of Archocentrus centrarchus (flier cichlid), 1649 nucleotides long. It is a transcript of the gene mos, whose product is annotated as v-mos Moloney murine sarcoma viral oncogene homolog. Bases 36 to 1049 code for a protein of 337 amino acids. Gene Ontology annotation, biological process: protein phosphorylation. The transcript has a single exon. The record is from RefSeq and is a predicted model, not a curated record. NCBI's taxonomy places the organism in Eukaryota, Metazoa, Chordata, Actinopteri, Cichliformes, Cichlidae. Gene Ontology annotation, molecular function: ATP binding; protein serine/threonine kinase activity.